AUGAACUCGUACAGCGGGUGGCGUGCGGUCCACGGAUUGAAGUCGCGCGGCGGCGAGCGCGGGGAGUGGGGCGGGCACUGCGCCGCGGCCGGCGCGAGGCACGCGCGAGCCGCGCUCAGCUCGGCCGGCGCGCGGCCCGGCGACCACACCGCGCGCUCGCCGCGCUCCCAGCCCAGCCCGCCGCUCAGGUUCAGCGACGACAUCGACGUCAUCAACGACUCCAUGCCGUUCGACAUGCGGUUGGACCACCUGUUACAGAUAGCGAUACUUACAUAUUUAUUCAUUCAUCAUCAUAUACAUCCUAUCAAAAUACCAUUUCUAAACAAAGGCCUACUCACUCGCUGUGCGCGGCGGCGCUGCGCUGUGUCUCGAGGGUCAUGCGCAGGCGCCGCGCCUGAGACCAAGGCUCCAGCGUGCAGCAGGCACUACUCACUCGCUGUGCGCGGCGGCGCUGCGCUGUGUCUCGUGGGUCAUGCGCAGGCGCCGCGCCUGAGACCAGGGCUCCAGCGUGCAGCAGGCAGUCAGUACGUGCCCGCGGGCGCUACUCACUCGCUGUGCGCGGCGGCGCUGCGCUGUGCCUCUUGGAUCAUGCGCAGGCGCCGCGCCUACGACCAGGCCUCUAGCGUGCAGCAGGCAGUCAGUGCGUGCUGGCGGGCGCUACUCACUCGCUGUGCGCGGCGGCGCUGCGCUGCGCCUCUUGGAUCAUGCGCAGGCGCCGCGCCUGCGACCAGGGCUCCAGCGUGCAGCAGGCAGUCAGUGCGUGCUCGCGGGCGCUACUCACUCGCUGUGCGCGGCAGCGCUGCGCUGCGCCUCUUGGAUCAUGCGCAGGCGCCGCGCCUGCGACCAGGGCUCCAGCGUGCAGGACGGUGCGGCGGGCGGCGGCGAGCCCGCGCCGUCAUCCGGAGCACGCGUCAGCUCCACGCCACGCUCGGGACUCCAGCGACCAAUCUAAUACAGAAUUUACGCUUAUCAUUUUUUUUGUAG
Messenger RNA from Parnassius apollo (apollo), 984 nucleotides. The record is from the annotation of a GenBank genome assembly. NCBI's taxonomy places the organism in Eukaryota, Metazoa, Arthropoda, Insecta, Lepidoptera, Papilionidae.